Messenger RNA from Symbiodinium natans, 2106 nucleotides. The record is from the annotation of a GenBank genome assembly. NCBI's taxonomy places the organism in Eukaryota, Dinophyceae, Suessiales, Symbiodiniaceae.
AUGGCAUACCUUGCCGAGAUGUCAUCAAGUGCCUCUGCGAUGAGAGGGCCUGGCCCCUCCUUGAAUUUGCCAAUCAACAGCUACCGUGGACCAGAUGUGAACCUGCCCUGGACUGUAUUGCCAAACCUGCCGGUAGACUUGCAGCUGGAAGAUGUAGCAUUAAGGCUACAAAAGGCGCAGGAGGAGCGUAAAGCUGUUGAGGAACAAGUGGGUUCAGGAAAUUACCCAUCGUCCAAUGCCAAACCAAAGCGUGGUCCCGGUGCGAGCUCCUCGUUUAUGGCUGGCAGUGCCCAAAGAUUUCUCAGGGUACAGCAGGAUCCACGGCUUCAGGAGAUGAAAGAUGCGCUUAUCUCUCUGAAUCCUCAAUCCGAGAAUCCCAGCGCAGGCAGCGAAACCAAAGCUGUUUGGCAUGCACACGUGCGUCAGGGAAUCCGAAAGCUUCUCGACUCCGUGCUUAUGUGCACCAAUCCCGAUGCAGCCGAAAGGCAGCUCGAUGAGGCAUACAAAUGGUACCAAAAGGCACGAAGGCCAUCGCAUCAGCCGCUACAUUCGGGACCAGGAUUCCACGAUUUCUGUGCCGAAGAGGUGCUGCGACACCCAGCUCCGCCUGGUUCUGCAUACUUCGAGGCCGUGGAGGUGGAGCGGCCGGGACGGUCCACUUCCCACGACAGCAACAAGUUCGAGGCGCUUGCGGCUUCACUUCCAACAGUUGCCGGACGUCAUACAGUUCAGGUGAAGUUGGCCUCGCCGAGGGAGCGCCUCAAGGACUUCAGCACCAAGCAGCUAGUUCGGCCACUCACGGCCAGAAAAUUGAAGGACUUGGAGCAUCGCGCAGAGAUGGAGCACGAGCGACCUCUUACUCCAUCCACAACAUCCGGAGGCCUCACCGCACGAUCAAUGUUUUCGGCAAGAUCACCCACCCCGGCACACACGGCAGUAUCGCGUCCAACGUCGGCUAUGAGCAUUGGUCAAACCACCAUUAGUGGACGAGCUGCGACACCACGAAGCUUCGAGAAGCGUCACAGGCCGCACUCAGCGGCGUCCAAUGCUUCCACGGUGCCUGGGCUGCCAUACACACUGGAGGAGUCAGAGGGAAGGGAGAUGGUGUUUCAGCACGCGAAAGAGGAUUGUUUGCCUCCGUACCCGGCUACGGAAGCGGAACACAGGAUGGAGAAGCGCUGGCUCUCCAAACGGAACCGGGCCAUUACAGACAAGGUUGCGGGCGAGGAGCAGCGAACCGCCGUGCGCGACUGGGCGGAGCGCCGUGCCCGAGUGGAAGAGGAGAUUUCGAGGAAUGCAGAGGCAAGUCGCUUUCAAUGCGCGCUUGACAGACGACGGUAUGUGGAGCCACCGGAUGCGCUUGAGGACAUCGAUCCCACUGUCGCAGAUGACGAGGUGGAAGAACAUGCGGUACCUCGGAAUGCGCAACACAACCGCAGGCCGAGCGAGCCGGUGCAUGUGGACGUCUCUCAGCCUAAAGGCUACUCGUUUCAGGUUGCGGCUCGAUUCGCGGAAAGCGAGAAAAGUGAGAAGAGGCCGAAGGCGCUGAACUCCAGGAUUGCGCACCUCCGACGAAUACACGCCCACUUGAUUGAAGAUGAGCGUCCCAACUCUGACGAAGAGAAUGGUGAUGAAGGUGAUGACGACCCGGCCCAUGAGCAAGAUGCAGAAGCUGUCAUGCUCAGUGCAUAUGCUACCAUGGACGACAAUGUAGCCGUUCCUCGCAUGGAGGAUGACUCAGACGUGUUGGUGGGAGUUUGUGACUGGUGGUCGAAGCUUCAUCCGCCGAUGGUUCCUCCGCCUGACGGGACGGGCGUGACGCUGGACGAGAUCCGCUUCCAGCAGUUGCAAGAAGUGGAGGACAUCAAGCGGGUUUGUGCCCGAAGGAGCUAUCCUGUCAAUGUGGCGGUCCUAGAAAGAGCACUGGUCAUGCCUGCGCACAAGCUUAAUCCUGGCCACCUCAACGGCAUCUACAUAGUGAACACAAAUCCGGAUCUGCUGUCCAAUCCAUUUCUGGUCAAGAAGAAGAAGACCAAAAAGAAGAAGAAAGCGGGAAAGGGCAAGAAGGCUCGCAGCACCUCAGCAAAGCAAGGGAAGCCAAAGUGA